GGGGUGGGGUGCCAGCCCCGCGGAAGACGAGCACUGGUUUGGCCUCCUCGCGUGCCGUACAAACUCGCUGCUGGGGGACAGGAGGAGGAGGGGUCACUAAAAUGGCGGCUAAGAUGGCAAAGCUAGCAGCUAUCCCUGCUGGUCUGGCAUUUGUGUCUAUUAAUAUAUAUGCUGCAACAGAAGAAGAAUCAAAAGCCCAGUCAGUGAAGCCAAAUCAGCUUCCCAUUUAUUGUGUGCCACCUCUGAAAUCUAGAUACGUUGAAGAAGACCCUGGUCGUUUGCAGGUGGGGUUUUCUACAUUAAGAAAGACAACUAGUCAUUAUGUUGAGUGGUGCAAGGAUGCCUAUGUCUUUGUUAAAAAUGGGAUAAUGGAUUCCAUACAGUUUGGAAAAGAUACGUACGUUUAUCUGAAGAAUCCACCUCCAGAAUUUCUUCCAAAAGUUGCUGUAAUUACAAUUUCAGGUUUAACUGGUUUAGUUCUGGCAAGAAAAGGUUCUAGAGUUAAGAAAACUGCUUACCCGCUGGGGCUUGCCACUUUAGCAGUAUCCGUUUGUUACCCAGCUCAGUCAGUAGUACUUGCUAAGAUAACAGGGAAAAAAGUAUAUGUUACAAGCCAUCAAACCUAUGAAGCAAUAGGAUCACUAUGGACAAAAAACUCCUCUAUGAAAGAAGUGCUACUCACACAGAAAGAAGAUACCAAGCCUGGUUCACACCUGCAACAAGUUCCAGAACCAGCUGUAAGAGACGAUAAAAGUGCAGAGAUUCAUAAAACAACCCCUGAAUCUGAGGUGAAGUCAAAACCACUUGCUGUAACAGAUUCUCCUGUAAAGAAGAUUCAGAGUUCGAAAGAUCUGGUGCCUUUGCCAGCAGAAAUAAAAGUGCCAAAUGUCAUCUCAGGUUAACAGUAGGCACACUCCAACCUCUGAGUCCUCCGAGCAUCUACCUGGCGUGCCCAUCCCCUGACCCAGUGGACACUUACAGAAUUCCCAGAUCCUCUGCUACCGAAAGGAACAGUACACUCAGCUUAACAGUUAUACCCUAUCACAGCUCCGCUUAACACACAGCACUUAGAUAUGUUUAUAGUAAAAACAAGACGUUUAUUUAACAAAGAGCAAAGAUUCAAGUGAUAGCAAGUAGCAUUAUUGGAGAGAAAUGGUUACAUAUAAAACAAAAUCCUAACACGCAUUCUAGAACCUAGAUUUAAUUAACAAAACACACCCUUGUCAAAUCAAGUUUAGGUCACCCUAAAGUCUUUUCAGCCAGACUUGGUUGUGAUCCUUUUUUCAUGAAGCAAAUACACUGUCAGCCUAGGUGAAGCAUAAUAGGGUGUACCUCUGCACCCCUAGACAUGUCCAGUGAUCCAUUGUCUUCACUUGUAAACAGGGUAUCCCCUGCUGCUUAUUUUUUCCUGUCUAGCAUCUCCCCUGGAGACUUUUCUUCCCUUGAUCAGACUGCAAAUAGGCUUUCAUUGUGAAGUAUACAAUACUCAAUCCUAUAAAGCCGGACAGGUAGAUAAGCAUCUCUGCCUGAAAGAAACUUAUUUAUCGCCUUCUGGUGACCAGCUCCAACUCGCAUACCUAAGAGCAUAACUUUGCUUGUGUAUAUAUGCUUAUAUAUACAUAAGUCUUUACAUGUUAUCUGUACGUACAUUCCAUAGUGAUUACAGUGGUCAAUGUGACAUAAGCUUUCAGUAGAGAUUUUACAUGACUCCCUUUGAUGAACUGUUAUGUAGAGAUUUGGAACCAUGGGAUCUAUGUACUCCUGUGCACCCCUGUGCCCUCUGUUAGUUGGCACCAGGAGGUCCCUGGGUGACAUCCCCUGCUAUACAACCUUUAACAUAUGAAUCCUUUUUUUAAUCCCGUUGCUCCCUUAUUUUUUCUUUUUUAGUUUGUGGAAUUAUUGGGUCUCUUUAUACAUAACUUUCUCAGUCCCUUCAGCCCCCACUUCUCCUUUCAUAUUAAACAUAAAUACUUAUAGAAGGUAAAAUAAAGUUUUUCCUAUUUGUCACCAUAUUUCCAGGUGGAAGCCGUUCCGUGUCCCCAGUGGAGCCAACAGAUUUCUAUCUUUUUGGCUCAGAGGGGCUGGAUGGGGUUCCCUCCCCUUAAACUCUACACAUUGUUUGGGAGAGUCACUUCAUACAAGGCAUUCCCUUUGCCUCACCUCCCUGUACUGUGUGUGUUGCCUCCACAUUUUAAUAAACAUAUGAAAUCACCAAUAAAUAAUCCCAGUGGGGUCCCAAUAAAGUCAAAUGGUGUGAAUUUAUUUGCACUAAUUUAGGCCCAGAUAAUCCAUCUGUGAUCUAGCUCAUAGUAUGGUGCAGUGAGUUCAGCUUGCCCCCUGGACCAGCUGUGAGGGAGAUAGUGACUCAGUCACUAUCUGCUUCUCUGUCUCCCCACUGCUCUGGAAAGGUACUAAACUGUGAUCCUGUCACUGCAUACUCUGCACAGUGUGCUGAUCUAACUGUGCUGCUGGGGGGAGAGUCAAGGUUCUGCCUGCUUCCCAGUUUCUCAUUUAUUACUUCCCACCUGCAGGAGGGAGGGAUGUAGCAGCUCUGCAGAGCCUACUGACCCAGGAAGCAACAGUAUGGUGUAAAGGAGAGCCUUACGCACUACCCCCUUCUCCCUUGUGCCAGUGCUCAGGGCAUGCCAUGAUCAGGCUUUUAAUAGAUUACUUUUUAAUUGUGAAAACAAUUUAGUGAUGAGUUUGUGAGAGGUUGUAGAUCUUUCAAAUGUUUUUCUUACUUCAUGCGACUUUUCACUGCGCGGCAACAACUUCCCUGCACUAUUCCCACCAAUGUAAUUUACAGUUAAUUUAUAACCGUAGAGUACUUUAUUAUAAUGCUUGAAUUUUCACACUAUCAGUAUGUAUAACUUCUGUCAUUCUGAAUAAGCAUUAGCUUUUUUAAAAAAAAGCUUUUAUGCCUUUAUUAU
This is a messenger RNA of Caretta caretta (loggerhead turtle), 2930 nucleotides long. It is a transcript of the gene APOOL, whose product is annotated as apolipoprotein O like. The record is from RefSeq and is a predicted model, not a curated record. Gene Ontology annotation, cellular component: MICOS complex. Gene Ontology annotation, biological process: cristae formation. Lineage: Eukaryota; Metazoa; Chordata; Testudines; Cheloniidae.